CGAACAACGAUAUUCUCGCCUGAAGGUACGUGCUGGAGAUCCGUCGAGUACGCCAUGGAAGCCAUCUCGCACGCAGGAACAGUCCUCGGCGUUCUAGCAAAGGACGGCGUAGUCCUUGCGGCCGAGAAAAAGGUUACAGGGAAGCUCUUGGAUAUGUCGGGCGCGAAGGAAGGAGGGUAUGGGGGCAGCGGGGAGAAGAUCUUUCUCUUAAACUCAAAUGUCAUAGCUGGUGUUGCCGGUAUCACCGCCGACGCGAACUCACUCGUCAACUACGCCCGUACCGCCGCGCAACGUCACCUCUUUACAUACAACGAGGACAUCCCCGUUGAAAUGCUCGCCCAGCGACUCUGCGACAUGAAGCAGGGGUACACGCAGUUCGGUGGUCUCCGACCGUUCGGGGUGUCGUUGCUCUAUGCAGGGUACGACCCGCACUACGAGUUCCAGCUCUACCACUCCGAUCCUUCAGGCAACUACUCUGGCUGGAAAGCAACGUGCAUUGGGGCGAACAAUGGCACAGCUCAGAGUUUACUGAAGCAGGAGUACAAGGAUGAGAUUACGGUGGAGGAGGCGAUCGGGCUGGUGCUUCGAGUGAUGAGCAAGACGAUGGACAGUACGACAUUGGGUAGCGAAAAGCUUGAGUUCGCCGUCUUGACUUUGGACCGGAACACCAAGCAACCGAAGGCCAAGAUUUACAAGCCCGCCGAGAUCGAUGCUUUACUACAACGUCAUGAUCUAGCAAAGAAA
Molecule: messenger RNA, 744 nt
Organism: Gloeophyllum trabeum ATCC 11539
Lineage: Eukaryota; Fungi; Basidiomycota; Agaricomycetes; Gloeophyllales; Gloeophyllaceae
Exons: 4
Cellular component (GO): proteasome core complex; cytosol; proteasome core complex, alpha-subunit complex
Source: RefSeq, a predicted model, not a curated record